This is a messenger RNA of Hyphopichia burtonii NRRL Y-1933, 2300 nucleotides long. RefSeq names its product Sfl1p (gene SFL1). The coding region runs from base 406 to 2265 and encodes 619 amino acids. NCBI's taxonomy places the organism in Eukaryota, Fungi, Ascomycota, Pichiomycetes, Serinales, Debaryomycetaceae. The record is from RefSeq and is a predicted model, not a curated record. Gene Ontology annotation, biological process: regulation of DNA-templated transcription. Gene Ontology annotation, molecular function: DNA-binding transcription factor activity; sequence-specific DNA binding. The transcript has a single exon.
UUAAUUUCAUUCCACUGGAAAACCCGUAGCAAAAACUGGCAAAAGAAAGCCCCGGAAAAAGAAAUGAUUAAAUUAUGGGAUCCUCAUUGGAUACUUGAGAUGAGGGCCACCAGAUUAUUUUGUAGUAGGAGCAGUUGAGUAAGGAUUGAGCAGUGAGGACUGAGUACUGGAGUGAGGAUUGAGAGGAUUGAGUGAGGAUUGAGAGGGUUGGGUGAGGAUUGAGAGGGUUGGGUGAGGAUUGAGAGGACUGAGAGGGUUGGGUGAGGAUUGAGAGGACUGAGCGAGGAUUGAGGACUGAGCGAGGAUUGGUGAGUUGGUGCCGUAAACCAGAUGAGAUAGGCGUAGUACAGCGGAAAUAAAGAGAAAAAAAAGUUACUCCCUCCAGCUUCUUCUUUAUGGUCCACCAUGACCGAUAAACCGCCACCUAGAUCCAGUCUGUUGAGUGAUCUACUAAUACCGCAACAGAAGGAGGAAUCAAUUCCUAUAGCACGGGUUCGUUCGGUGACACCCACCAGUGACCGAGAUGGAGAGAAAAAAAAUUUAAAUGGUAAGACCCAAACCAUAUUCAUCCACAAAUUGUAUGAUAUGUUGGAAGACGGGUCGAUAAAUCACUUGAUAUGGUGGUCUUCCAAUAACGUGUCUUUCUACUUGUUGCCGGGAGAAGAAUUUUCAAAAGUGUUGGCGUUGUAUUUCAAACAUACCAAUAUUGCCUCUUUUAUUAGACAAUUGAAUAUGUAUGGGUUCCAUAAGGUGAAUGAUAAUUUUCAGAAUUCUUCUUCCAGUGACGAUGCUGAAGCUGGUUCUUCGGCAGCAAAUGAUAUCACCAAAUGGGAGUUCCGUCAUUCUACUAAUCAAUUUCGUAAAGGUGAUUUGGAAAGCUUGAAAUUGAUUAAAAGAAGAUCUCUGAAAAAUGUUAAUAGUCAUAAAGAAGUGGUCAAUAUCAAGUCAAUCCCGCCAAUCCCCACCUCCAAUCCGUACCAUGGGGAAGACGAUGAUCCCCAAGAAGAGUACCAUCACAACUUACAGCAGCAGCAGCAGCAGCAGCAGCAACAACAACAACCACCACCUCCACUACAACAACAUCAUCAUCAGCUGCAACUGCAACAGCUGCAGCAACAACAACAACAACAACAACAACCACAAGAACCCCCGGACUACUUUGAUGAUUCCCACCUGCAACUGCAAAGCCGCACCCACCUGCAGUCAAUCGACCAUCUUAGCUAUAAACUCUUCCAACUCCAUAACAACUAUAACCAAUUGAGAAAUGACCAUCUUGCCUUGGCCUCCAAGUACGACACCGUCUCGCUCGAGCUCCAUAAAAAUCAAUUGGACCUCGUCCACUUGGUCGACUUGAUCGAACCCAUGCUUGACAAAAAAGACCCCGAUCAUUCAGAACGCUCCAGGACUCCAGUCAAAUUCUUAAACGCUGAUGACUUGAAUACCCUGCCAAUGUCAAGACCCUCUACAAACCUUCCUCAUUCCAAAAACGACCUUGCCUCCUUCAAGUCCCACUUACUUGAACGGAUUAAAAAUAGACCUGCUCCCGGGCCUGCCCCGGCUCCCGCCCCUCCAGUCUACCCUUACGUCCAAGUCCAUCCUCCAGUACAACAACAGCAACCUCCAGCUAGCCUGUACCACUUGAACGAAUUCACCUCCAGAUCUUCGAACCCAAAUAAUAUUGUGCCCCAACCCUACCCUCUAAACCCAAAUUAUACCGUAUACAAUAACCCCCACGAAGUGGCUUUCCGAAAUGUGAAGUUAAAUAACAACGACGAUUCCUCAAAUCAUCGCCAUCUUUCCAUCUUAAUGGACCCUUUACAACCAAUGCCUUCCACCACCCUAACCACCCCUUCUUCAACCAGAAACAACUCCAGAAUUGAAGAAUUCAAGAAAAAACCUCCGUCGGCUUCUCCAGAAAAUCACCAAUACCCGUUCCCCAUAAUGCAACAACCUUAUCACUUACCUCACCCUCCUUACCAUUUCUAUCCUCCUCCUCAAGUUUUGGAAAAUAAUCAUCGUACCAACUCCUUGCCUAAUUUCGAACAACAAAAGAGAGAAUUCCCCCCUAAAUCAAGUCAAAUCUUACAACGCCAUUCUCUUACUUCUUUCAAUCCCGAUUCAAAAUUUAAACUUGGCUCAUUAUCUCCCACAAUAGACGAUAAUGAUGAAAAUAAAAAACUCCUACCUUCGGUCCACGAAUUAGAUAAGUCAAUCAAAGGUACUUAUCUUGAAGAUGAUGACCGGUUGAAAAAGAGAAAAUUAUAAUAUUUCUGUAAAUAUAUAACUUAUUUAUCUGUAUU